AAAAAAAAACAAUGUCACUGAAAUAAGAAAUUAAUUGACACAAAUUGAUUUCGCAAUUUUCUGAGAAGAAAAUAAUCACUAAUUAACGUUGUGAGAAAGGAAUUUUACUCAUCAAAUGAUAUACGUUUUAACAAUAAAUUGAUCACAAUCAAUAACAGGUCAAUAUGUUGAGAUUUCGUCCCAAAUUGGGAAGUGAGCGUAGCAGCGAGUGGCGCUGCUGUUUUUGUCUUCAUGUGCGCACAGGCACAAUCUUACUGGGAACAUGGCACCUGCUAUUGCACCUCAUUGCAUUAGGCUUCCUAGCAGCCAUAGUGCGAGACCCUCGCCUUCUUGAAGAACUUGAGCGUGAGUCAUCUCCAGUUGCGGACUGGAGUGAUGUUGGGCGACCAAAUAAUGCAUUGCCCACUCCCCUGUCUAACGUGGAACCUCCUCCAAGCUCGUUCCCACAACAUGCCAAUCAAAAUAGGGACCAUAGCCUUAUUUACCAUGAUGUGGAUGUGGGUGCACUGGUUACAGUGUGUACCCUGGCCAUCACGUUGAUGCUGAUAUAUGGCGCGGCGCGCGGCAAGCCGGCACACCUUCUGCCGUUCUUCUGCCUACAAAUAUUCGACUUUGCCAUCACUGUCGUAACGGCGACCGGUUACCUGUGCUACCUGCGCUCGAUCCACCGCCUGGUUGCGGAGACGCGGCGCGUGCCGUGGCGCGCUCAGCUGCUCCAACUACCAGCGCCCGCGCUAGCGCUCGUCGUCGUCUCCGCGUUCCUGGCCGCUGUGCUGAUUAAGGCGUACUGCAUCAACAUCGUGUGGCGCUGCUACAAGUACCUGACGAUGCGCGCGCACGCGUUGCACAGCCUCACUCCGUUCGUGAUCUCUCAAGACGGCGUGGUGACGCCCGCGCCGCUGCCGCACGCCUGUCCCCCGCCCGCGCCCGACUACUCCAGCCUGCUGCCCGCCUACGACGACGCCGUCAAGCAGACGCCGCCGCCGUCCUACCGCGCCGCCACGCUCAUGGCUGCCGCCGACCCCGCGCUCACGGUCAGUGACUAUAGUUUUUUUUUACGUCGGGAAAUGCUUUGCGCAUACCCACUGGGCGAUGGGAACGACCAGCGUCGACAAGAUUUUAUCACGGUGCGCAUCCUAGCCCGGCAAGAAACAAAAGACGAAAUCAUUUUAUUGUUGUCACAGCCCGACACCCCGCCGACCGAGCAGCCGCCGCUAGCCGCCGCGCCGCCCACCAACACCGUGGUCAUGCUGCCGCAGCACGGCGCGCAGGCCCGCGUCUAAAGCUCGCGGGGCACCACCACCUGUACCCACGUGAUCUCCCGCCAACGGCCCGGUUCGUAUUCCUUUUUCAAAUUCAAACCUUUUUUAUUGUACAGUCGACAGCAUAUUGGACUAUACGUUUAAGUGAAUCGCACCUAUAAAUAAGAACAUAGGUGCCAGUGUCGAUCAGUUUAUUCGAUUUUACGUUUGUCUUGCAUAAUCGCACCAAUCGCAAGAGCAUAGGUGCGCCAGUCUUAAUUUGACCUGCCGUCGUCUGUACCUCUUCUGCCAUAGCGUAUGAUUGCGUUUCUCAUUCAUUGUAUCUCCGCUGAUGUCUUGUACUGAAAAUACUUUUGCUAAAAUCUAUUCAACCGAUACAUCUUUGUAAUAAAAAGUAGCAUUCAAUAUUUAAAUUACAGCAAUAUCGUUUCUUGCAAUGUGUCAAUUAGUGUUGAUUUACAAUUACUCCAUGAUUAAUGCAGGUUAAUGUGUGAUUGAGUACAGGUUUAUGGCCCUUGCUUGUGCCUAUAUUUGUAAUAUUAAUAUAAUUAUUAAUUUUAAAGGGAUAUUUUCGUUGGGGGCUGAUCCAGACUAUCUAUUUACCUAUAUUUAUUUAAAUGAAAUGAAACAAAAAUAAAAUUUUUGAUUAAAGAUUUAUCUUCAAAUUAAUUUACUGGUACCUAAUAAAAUAUAGUUGACUGUUGCAGUUACUUCAGAGUCAUUCCCUUCUCCUGGGUCUGCCCCCGACGCCUAGUUGUAAAGGAGCGGUGAUGGCACUCCCGCGCUCGGUCCUUUACCUGUUGCAACUGUAGUGCCAUUACGUUACGAUGUUUGAAAAAUUUAUUUUCGUAUGAUACUUAGGUAAACACUAGUUUUAUAUUCCACUUCUAUUUAUACUUAAUUCUGUUAGAGUUUAAAAUACACAGUUAUUUUUUGUGUACAUUAUUGGUUUAUUGCCAUUUUUUGUUGUUAUCAUCAUCAGAACGCGAGUCAAAAUAUUGCUUAGGACUAAAUUAUGUAUCAUUUAUUGUAAUUUCUUUGGCAUAAUAACAACAUUCCUUCCUCAUUUCUAGGCUAGUAUAAUGUAACAUAAAUGUCUAUUCAUAAUCAUUGAUGUCUUGAAGUGUCUAUUCUAUUUACAUCUGGUAACAUCAUAUUGCACUUACACAAGCGUUACUUACAAGUAUGUAAGUUUAAAACGACCAUGAUGUCAAUUUGUGUGGCAUCACACCGUCCAUUUUGACGCUAUUGGCAAUGCACAUUCGAUGUUCCUACCAUAAUGUUGUAUACGGAAAGCAGGUUUUAUUAUACUAUUGUUUCGCUUUGUUCAUAGGCAAUUGUAGUAUAAAAACUGACAUGCUGCAACUUUUCUGACAGAUAUACCGUGUUUGAAUUACUCACAGUUACGUGUACUUCUCAAUGUGUAAGAUUAUCCAAGUAUAAAUUACCAAGCAAUGAUGCCUUAGCUCAUUGGUAUCUUGCAGUGGCAUGAAAUCUUUAUAGCAGUUGUAUGUACGCGCUUAUUUAGGAAGUUUUCAAAAGUAAUAAAUGUCAUCUGCAUUAAAGGUUUCUAGCACCUGCAACGACUUAUUUUAAAUGUAAGGGAAAAAUAAUUAAUGUAUAUUAAUAUUUGAUGUGUGUACCAACUAACGGAACGUAAAUUUUAGAUGUAGUCUGGUUAUUGAGUGUCUAGAAAAUUGCUUGAAGUCACUGCUUUGCUCAUAUAAAAUGGUAAGGUCCGUAAGUAGUUUCAAAAUGGCCUAAACAUGUAACACAUAGUAAAUCUUCAUGUUGAAUUAUAGUAAUUAAACGAUAUUAACAUUUAUGAAGUCAUAAUAUUAUACUGACACGAUAUUGUAGGUAUUAUUGUCGAGAAUAUGUAUAUCUAAGUAUGUAAUUCACUAUCUUGAUUCACAUUGGAUGGAAACAUUAUUGGCUAAUAUAGUUCAAUUCAAUUAUAAAAAAGUAUUGUAUACAUUCUUGCCAAAUUUUUAAUUAAUUCUCGAAUAAUCUGGAUGAAGUACAUUUUUAUGUGAGAAGCUCGUACUUACUUCGCAAUAUAUUUGUCAACGCAAUUUUUCAUAUCAUUUCACUACGGAUAUUUUCUUAUUCAUUGCUGCCACUUGUCAUAAUAUUCCAUGUUGUUUUAAGUUACAAAAUUCUAAAUUAGUAAUACUACUUAAAAGUUACUGAUAAAUGUAAUAAGGGCACUA
This is a messenger RNA of Ostrinia furnacalis (Asian corn borer), 3475 nucleotides long. RefSeq names its product lysosomal-associated transmembrane protein 4A. Gene Ontology annotation, cellular component: lysosomal membrane. Bases 165 to 1283 code for a protein of 372 amino acids. The record is from RefSeq and is a predicted model, not a curated record. The transcript has 7 exons. Lineage: Eukaryota; Metazoa; Arthropoda; Insecta; Lepidoptera; Crambidae.